Molecule: messenger RNA, 1176 nt
Organism: Aspergillus niger
Lineage: Eukaryota; Fungi; Ascomycota; Eurotiomycetes; Eurotiales; Aspergillaceae
Exons: 2
Coding region: 1-1176 (391 amino acids)
Source: RefSeq, a predicted model, not a curated record
AUGCACCUCCGUUCGUGCCUUGUGGGGAGCGUUCUCGCUCUCGGCGCCAACGCCUUCCUUGUUAUCCCCGAAGUCGAAGAAGCCAUCGCCCCUGAGGGUGACUUCCCUCCCCUCCACCCUUUGGAGGUUUAUGCUCCCAAGAAGGAACAGGUUGAGCUUGCCUGCACCGAAUGUCCGUUCCGUGAAGUCAGUGAGGAUGGGAAGGUCAGCUGGACUGACGGUUUCCAGACCUCUUUGUUGGUCGACUUCUCCACUGAAAAUGGCUUCCUUCUGGCCAACGGUCGCCAAAUCUUCCCUCCGCCACCUCCCACUCUCAUCACUGCCGUUCAGAGCCGGACGUCGGAUGGCGUAGAGACGGAACCCAUUCCGUUGGGAUAUGCUGUGGAGGAAAUGCCUUUGCCCACUCCGCCUGAGGACCCUAUGGAUUUGGUCGCUGUGCGCUUCACUGUCCUCGAUCUCGACAGUCGCCCCGUCCCCUUGGAUACGGUGGCUUUGACUCUUCUCCAUGACCCUAGCAGCGGCGAGCUGUACAUCGCCAAGACUGAGAUCGAAGAAGCGACCCCCGACCGCGUCUCCUGGAAACAAUGCCGCGGAAAGCCGAAGUGUCUCAGGAAGCUCUUGUUCGACCGCAUGCGCGCCUUGUUCGCUGCGGCCAAGGCCCGCAUGCUUGGAAUGGGACCUAAGCCGAAGGGCUCGCACUGCGGUGGUCCUCACGGCUUGGACUUCCCUCCUCCGCCCCGCCCUCACCAUCACCAUCACCACCAUCCCGAUGACAAGUUCGACCCUGAGCGCAUGCCGCCCAUGCCGCCCAUGGAGGGAGAGGAGGCUGAAUUCCAUGGCCAUAUGGACAAGUUUGACCGCCCCCACCAUCACCACCACAUGCACCACAUGCACCAUGGCAAGUGGGAACGCACCGUCCACCGCGUGGUCCGUUUCAUCGUGGUUCCCGCUGUGCUGGGUGUUUUGGCAGGUCUGGCCGCGAGCGCUCUUGGUAUGCUGGUCGGCCAGAUCGUGGUCUUCAUGUGGCAACGUUUCCGCCGCUCUACUCCCAAGAAGUCCUUGGAACAGGGUACGGUAUCUGAAAAGCAGGGUCUGAUGAUGGAGUCCGAAGAACUCCCACCGGCAUACAGUGAUGAAGAGGCCGUGGUUGAGGAAGUAUCUUCGGCUAAGAACUGA